Molecule: messenger RNA, 1863 nt
Organism: Psylliodes chrysocephalus
Lineage: Eukaryota; Metazoa; Arthropoda; Insecta; Coleoptera; Chrysomelidae
Source: the annotation of a GenBank genome assembly
UCAGAAAAUGUUUGCGCCCCGAUAGUAUUGAAAAACGGUGUGGCUAAACGUAGAAGUCUCAGAUCGAGAGUGGUGAGGUUUUUCUGCAAUCGAGGCUACCUACUGGCAGGAGAAAAACACAGUACUUGCGUUAGAAACAAAUGGGAUCCAGCUCCUCCAAGAUGCGUGCGACCCACUUGUAAGACCAUUGGACAACAAAUCAACACUGAUAACCUCGUGACUUAUCCAACGCACAGUAAAGCUGUUUUACAUUUUUUCUGCAAAGCUGGUUUCACUUUAAACGGACCCAGUGCGAUUUAUUGCGACGGAAGUACCUGGAGCAAUCAUGUACCGACUUGUUUACCUGCAAAUACGCCACCGAAAUUAAGCUGCGACUUUGAAACCGUCGAUCUGUGUGGAUGGACGCACGACUUGAACCACGAUUUCGAUUGGUUAAGAGAGAAUUAUAACACUCCAAGCGGAUCCAUUGGAACUGGACCCAGUUUCGAUCACACCAAAGGAGUCGGCGGAGAUGGUUACUACAUGUACAUCGAAUCAUCUUCAAAGGCCCAAAACGAUACUGCUAGACUUAUUUCACCGGUUUACGACAAAAUGGACGACGAAGUGUGUUUCGAAUUCUUUUAUCACAUGUACGGAGCUACCAUAGGAACGUUGAGGGUUUAUUUAAAAACUGUCAAUCAAACUUGGUCGUCGUUAAACCCGCAAUCAGCAAUAUUCACGAAGAGCGGCAACCAAGGCGACAAAUGGUACAGGAGCUUCCAUCACUUGGGAAUCGUCAAAGAAGAAUUUCAAAUCAUCAUUGAAGGUGUAAGAGGUGCUGGUUAUAUAAGUGACAUUGCAAUUGACGAUGUAAAAAUAAUACCAAAUUGUAUCGACGAAGAUGAGAUUACUACAACAAUGGAUAGCAGCACCUACAAUGAACUAGUUCCAACAGUCGAUACAUGUGAUAAUAGAUGUGGUCAAACCGAACCAGUCACAACCGAUAACUAUCACUUAACUUGCGAUUGUGACGAUGACUGUUUUAACAAUAACAGAUGCUGUCCUGAUUAUUACGACACGUGUACAGGAACGACUAUUGCAGACGAAUUUGACACGACCAACUUCAACGAAGACGAAAAAACGGAACCCACCACGAAUGUCGAAAUGUCAGCAGAAACAUCACCACCUACAAACAAAAAAACCAUUGAUGUAACAGUCGCUACUAAAAAACCCACAACCAGCAUUUAUAUACCCCAAAAUAACACCACAAUGAAAGUAUAUCCAGAGCAACCCAUCAAACCUACCACAGUUAGACUGUUAGAAACUUCUACGGAACGUGUGAUCUUAAUUACGACGAAAAACACGCCAAAGACGACACCAAAAUACACCAGACCCGUGAUACAUUUGCAAACACCACCUCCGACAACAGUAAUUUAUAGAAAAAUCAUAACAACUACCACUACCAACAAACCAACUUACACCAAAUCUGACAAGCAAUUCGAUGACGCGAUUGACGUUCCAUGGCCUACUAACAUCGACGAAGGCGUUUAUGAUGUAGCGCAAGAAGCUAAAGAAUUCUGGUCUGACGAAAUCGAAAACAGUUUAGACAGUCCGUCCUUGAGGAAUUUUAGCGAAAGCAAUAAACUGUUUAGUCAGACAUACGUCGAGGAGGCGAACUCGCAUUUUUUAAUACUGGGCGUCAGUUUGACGUGCGCUAUAAUUCUAAUUUCGGUCGUUGCGUUUGUCGUUGUAAGGAAGUACCGAUUUUCCAAAUUUAGAGGAAUAAUGUCGUCGAACGGUGAAAGUCAGAGCGACGUAAGGUACCUGACGAAUUCUGACGCUCUUGAUUUAUCGUUACCGGAUUGUUACGGUGAAUUAAAUUAA